GGCUGGAGUUCGUGUGGUGCGCCGGGCGAGGCGGCCGGACUAAGCUAGCGGGGCUGGUGUAGGGCACGGGGUGGGGGGGCGCAUCCACGUGGCCGAGACAUCCACCCCAAGUCAGCGGCGGCCGAGGGACAGGCCUGUCCCCCGUGCAGCUGCCGGCCAUGCCCACUGUCUGCCUCCUUCGGCUGCUAUUCCUCACCAUAGGGGGGUGCCUGGGUAGCAGCAGGCCCUUCCGUAGCUUUGUGGUGACAGAUACCACGCUCACCCACCUGGCUGUACACCGAGUGACCGGGGAGGUGUUUGUGGGUGCAGUGAACCGAGUCUUCAAGCUUGCUCCCAACCUGACCGAGCUGCGGGCUCAUGUCACAGGGCCCGUUGAGGACAACGCUCACUGCUACCCACCUCCUAGCAUGCGUGUGUGUGCUCACCGCCUCGUACCUGUGGACAACGUGAACAAACUGCUCCUCAUAGACUAUGCAGCCCGUCGCCUGGUGGCCUGUGGCAGCAUCUGGCAGGGCAUCUGCCAGUUCCUGCGACUGGAUGACCUCUUCAAGUUGGGUGAACCCCACCACCGUAAAGAGCACUACCUAUCAGGUGCCCAGGAGCCUGACUCCAUGGCUGGCGUCAUUGUCGAGCAGAGCCAGGGGCCCAGCAAGCUGUUUGUAGGCACUGCUGUCGAUGGCAAGUCAGAGUACUUUCCCACCUUGAGCUCCCGCAAGCUCAUCGAUGAUGAGGACAGUGCGGACAUGUUCAGUCUGGUAUACCAGGAUGAGUUUGUCUCUUCUCAGAUCAAGAUCCCCUCAGACACUCUGUCCCUAUACCCUGCCUUUGACAUCUACUACAUAUAUGGCUUUGUCAGUGCCUCCUUCGUGUACUUCCUGACGCUUCAGCUGGACACCCAGCAGACACUGCUAGAUACAGCAGGCGAGAAAUUCUUCACAUCCAAGAUUGUGCGCAUGUGUGCGGGCGACUCAGAGUUCUACUCAUAUGUAGAGUUCCCCAUUGGCUGCUCCUGGCGUGGUGUAGAGUACCGCUUAGUACAGAGUGCCCAUCUGGCCAAGCCUGGCCUGCUGCUGGCCCAGGCCCUGGGUGUACCUGCCGAUGAGGACGUCCUCUUCACCAUCUUCUCUCAGGGCCAGAAGAACCGGGCCAGCCCACCUCGGCAGACCAUCCUCUGCCUCUUUACCCUCAGCAACAUCAAUGCCCACAUCCGGCGCCGCAUCCAGUCCUGCUACCGCGGGGAGGGCACGCUGGCCCUGCCCUGGCUGCUGAACAAGGAGCUGCCGUGCAUCAACACCCCCAUGCAGAUCAAUGGAAACUUCUGUGGGUUGGUGCUGAACCAGCCACUGGGUGGCCUGCAUGUGAUUGAGGGGUUGCCCCUGCUGGCUGACAGCACCGAUGGCAUGGCCAGUGUGGCUGCCUAUACCUACCACCAGCACUCCGUGGUCUUCAUCGGUACCCGCAGCGGCAAUCUGAAGAAGGUGCGGGUCGAUGGCUCCCAGGAUGCCCAGCUGUAUGAGACAGUCUCUGUGGUGGAGGGCAGCACCGUCCUCCGUGAUCUGCUCUUUAGCCCUGACCACCGGCACAUCUACCUCCUCAGUGAGAAGCAGGUGAGCCAGCUCCCGGUGGAGACAUGUGAGCAGUAUCUGAGUUGCGCGGCCUGCCUGGGCUCAGGGGACCCACACUGUGGUUGGUGUGUGCUGCAGCACAGGUGCUGCCGUGAAGGGGCCUGUCCAGGUGCCUCUGUCCCACAUGGCUUUGCAGAAGAGCUGAGCAAGUGUGUACAGGUGCGGGUCCGGCCCAAUAAUGUGUCAGUGACUUCACCUGAGGUACAGCUGACCGUAGCCAUGCGCAACGUACCAGACCUCAGUGCGGGUGUGAGCUGUGCCUUUGAGGAGGUGACAGAAAGCGAGGCUGUACUGCUGCCCUCCGGCGAGCUACGCUGCCCCUCACCCUCCCUCCAGGAGCUCCAGGCUCUUACCAGGGGCCAUGGGGCUACCCGCAUUGUACGUCUGCGGCUGCUCUCCAAGGAGACUGGUGUGAGGUUUGCUGGGGCAGACUUUGUCCUCUACAACUGCAGUGCCCUGCAGUCUGUGUCUUGUGGGAAGGUGGUGCAGAGUGGCGUGGCCUUCCCUGUUAUUUCUGAAGCCACUUCCCCCAACUGCAGGUGCAUGUCCUGCGUUGGCAGCCCUUAUCCCUGCCACUGGUGUAAGUACCGCCAUGUGUGUACCAGCCACCCACACGAGUGCUCCUUCCAGGAGGGCAGGGUCCACAGCCCCGAGGGCUGCCCUGAGAUCCUGCCUCGAGGAGACCUCCUGAUCCCCGUGGGUGUCAUGCAGCCACUCACCCUGAGGGCUAAGAACUUGCCACAGCCUCAGUCAGGCCAGAAGAACUAUGAAUGUGUAGUCCGGGUGCAGGGGCGACAGCAGCGAGUGCCUGCUGUGCGUUUCAACAGCAGCAGUGUGCAGUGCCAGAACGCCUCGUACUCCUAUGAAGGUGAUGAGUUUGGUGACACCGAACUGGACUUCUCUGUGGUCUGGGAUGGAGAUUUCCCAAUUGAUAAGCCUUCCAGCUUCCGAGCCCUCCUAUAUAAGUGUUGGGCCCAGCGGCCCAGCUGUGGCCUCUGCCUCAAGGCUGAUCCCCGCUUCAACUGUGGUUGGUGCAUCUCAGAGCACAGGUGCCAGCUGCGGGCCCAUUGCCCAGCCCCCAAGAGCAACUGGAUGCACCCAAGCCAGAAGGGUGCCCGAUGCAGCCAUCCCCGCAUCACCCAGCUCCACCCACUCAUGGGGCCCAAGGAGGGAGGCACCCGGGUCACCAUUGUGGGUGAGAAUCUGGGACUCACACCGCGCGAGGUGGGCCUGCGAGUAGCUGGUGUGCGUUGCAACUCCAUCCCCACGGAGUAUGUCAGUGCUGAGAGGAUCGUAUGUGAGAUGGAGGAGUCGCUGGUACCCAGCCCACCACCAGGGCCCGCUGAGCUCUGUGUAGGUGACUGUUCUGCUGACUUCCGCACACAGUCCCAGCAGCUGUACAGCUUUGUGACCCCAACAUUUGACCGUGUGAGUCCCACUCGGGGCCCAGCUUCUGGAGGCACUCGGCUCACCAUCUCUGGAACCUCUCUGGAUGCCGGCAGCAGAGUGACAGUGACCGUGAGAGAUGGGGAGUGUCAGUUUGUGAGGAGAGAUGCAGAAGCCAUCGUGUGUAUCUCACCUGUCUCCACCCUGGGCCCCAGCCAGGCCUCCAUCACCCUUGCCAUCGACCAUGCCAACAUCUCUAGUCCUGGAGUCAUCUAUACCUACACUCAGGACCCCACUGUCACUCACCUCGAGCCUACCUGGAGCAUUAUCAACGGAAGCACUGCCAUUACUGUGAGUGGUACUCACUUGCUGACAGUCCAGGAGCCCCGAGUACGAGCCAAAUAUCGUGGUAUUGAGACCACCAAUACAUGCCAGGUGAUCAAUGACACUUCAAUGCUGUGUAAGGCCCCUGGCAUCUUCCUUGGGCGGCCUCAGCCUCGGGCCCAAGGAGAGCACCCUGAUGAGUUUGGUUUCCUGCUGGACCAUGUGCAGACAGCCCGCUCUCUCAAUCGUUCCUCUUUUACCUACUACCCUGACCCCAGCUUUGAGCCCCUUGGGCCCUCUGGUGUGCUGGAUGUCAAACCAGGCUCACAUGUUGUGCUGAAGGGAAAAAACCUGAUCCCGGCUGCAGCUGGUAGCUCACGUCUCAACUACACGGUGCUGAUUGGAGGCCAGCCAUGUGCACUCACGGUCUCAGACACACAACUCCUGUGUGACUCCCCCAGCCAGACGGGCAGACAGCCUGUCAUGGUGCUGGUGGGCGGCCUGGAGUUCUGGUUGGGGACCCUGCACAUCACAGCUGAUCGGGCACUGACCCUGCCAGCCAUGGUGGGGCUGGUGGUAGGGGGUGGCCUCUUGCUGCUGGCCAUCACCGCUGUGCUGGUCGCCUACAAGCGCAAAACUCAGGAUGCAGACCGCACACUCAAGCGGCUCCAGCUGCAGAUGGACAACCUCGAGUCCCGUGUGGCCUUGGAGUGCAAGGAAGCUUUUGCAGAGCUGCAGACCGACAUCAACGAGCUGACGAACCACAUGGAUGGUGUGCAGAUCCCUUUCCUGGACUACCGGACCUAUGCCGUGCGGGUGCUCUUCCCCGGCAUUGAGUCCCACCCCGUGCUCAAGGAGCUAGACACUCCGCCCAAUGUGGAGAAGGCCCUGCGUCUGUUUGGGCAGCUGCUGCACAGCCGCUCCUUCGUGCUAACCUUCAUCCACACUCUGGAGGCACAGAGCAGCUUCUCCAUGCGUGACCGGGGCACUGUGGCCUCACUCACCAUGGUGGCCCUGCAGAGCCGGCUCGACUAUGCCACUGGGCUGCUCAAGCAACUGUUGGCAGACCUCAUAGAGAAAAACCUUGAGAGUAAGAACCACCCAAAGCUGCUAUUGCGAAGGACGGAGUCAGUGGCCGAGAAAAUGCUCACCAACUGGUUCACGUUCCUGCUGCAUAAGUUUCUGAAGGAGUGUGCUGGGGAGCCGCUUUUCCUGCUAUACUGUGCCAUCAAGCAGCAGAUGGAGAAGGGUCCCAUCGAUGCCAUCACAGGCGAGGCCCGUUACUCCCUGAGUGAGGACAAGCUCAUCCGGCAGCAGAUUGACUACAAGACCCUGACCCUGCACUGUGUGUGUCCGGAGAGCGAGGGGAGUGCCCAGGUGCCGGUGAAGGUCCUCAACUGUGACAGCAUCACCCAGGCCAAAGACAAGCUGCUUGAUACUGUGUAUAAGGGUAUCCCAUACUCCCAGCGCCCCAAAGCUGAAGACAUGGACUUGGAGUGGCGCCAGGGCCGCAUGGCCCGCAUCAUUCUUCAGGAUGAGGACAUCACUACAAAGAUCGAGUGUGACUGGAAGAGGGUCAACUCAUUGGCCCACUACCAGGUGACAGAUGGCUCAUUAGUAGCACUGGUGCCCAAACAAGUGUCUGCCUAUAACAUGGCCAACUCCUUCACCUUCACCCGCUCCCUCAGCCGCUAUGAGAGCUUGCUCCGUGCGGCCAGCAGCCCAGAUAGCCUCCGUUCCCGGGCACCCAUGCUCACACCUGACCAGGAGGCAGGCACCAAGCUGUGGCACCUGGUGAAGAACCACGACCAUGCUGAUCACCGAGAGGGGGACCGUGGUAGCAAGAUGGUUUCUGAGAUCUACCUGACACGGCUCCUGGCCACCAAGGGCACAUUGCAGAAGUUUGUGGAUGACCUCUUUGAGACCGUGUUCAGCACGGCCCACCGGGGCUCAGCCCUGCCCCUGGCCAUCAAGUACAUGUUUGACUUCCUGGAUGAGCAGGCUGACCAGCGCCAGAUCAGUGACCCUGAUGUGCGCCACACCUGGAAGAGCAACUGCCUGCCCCUGCGCUUCUGGGUGAACGUGAUCAAGAACCCGCAGUUUGUGUUCGACAUCCACAAGAACAGCAUCACGGAUGCUUGCCUGUCGGUGGUGGCCCAGACCUUCAUGGACUCCUGCUCCACGUCAGAGCACCGCCUGGGCAAGGACUCACCCUCCAACAAGCUGCUCUACGCUAAGGACAUCCCCAACUACAAAAGCUGGGUGGAGAGGUACUACCGAGACAUUGCUAAAAUGGCAUCCAUCAGUGACCAGGACAUGGAUGCCUACCUGGUGGAGCAGUCCCGCCUCCAUGCCAGUGACUUCAAUGUCCUAAGUGCACUCAGCGAGCUCUACUUCUAUGUCACCAAGUACCGCCAGGAGAUCCUCACCUCACUGGACCGAGAUGCCUCUUGUCGGCAGCACAAGCUGCGCCAGAAGUUGGAGCAGAUCAUCAGCCUGGUGUCGAGCAGCAGCUGAUUGGGGUGGAGUCUGUGAGGAGGGGACUCCUCUGGUCUGAGCUCUCCUCCCAUCCAGGAUGAGCCCCGGAUCGGGUGUCAUGGGGAGGACACCAGACCAAGAUGCCCCCAGCACACCUGGGCCCUCUUCAUUAGUGCCUUGCUUUGGGCCCUGCAGGAGGAGGGGGUGACAGGACCAACCCCCCCCCACCAGCAGCAGCAAUACCCCCACCCUCCUGCCCUUGUGCCCCUGUGUUGGGAGAGCCCCUGCCCUCCUUACUGUGUGUACCCCACCCACCUAUUUAUUAACUUAACUCCACCUUGUUCUCCAUCUGUAAAUAUGCGUGCUCCAUGGGAUAUUGCCAGCCUCAUGGACUUUCCUCCUCUUGAGUUGAUCUGGGCCCUGCCACUUGCCCUGGCUCCUUUGUACCAUUGCCAGCCAUGGACAGGAUCUGCCACCUCACUUUUGCUCUGGCAGGUCCCAUCUAUAUCAAGAAGGGAGCCUCAGUACCAGGAGCAUUUGGGAUAGGACGAUGUUUCUGAAGCUGCCAUCAAACUGGCUGAGCCAGGCCAGGCCAAGCCAGUGUCCCCCUGCAGACCUCAUUCCUAAGGGGGUCUGUUGUCUCUGAGUACCCAGAGAACAAUUAACCAGGCUGUGCUGGGGGCCAGACCUGGGCCUGGGGCUCUGGAAUGCCCCUUUUCCUGGCCCUACUGCCAAACUUCCUCAGUGUUGUCGGCACUUGCCCUGGACCCCCUCAGCCUCAGCUGCCCUGUUGUGUACCCACCCCAAGGGGCUGAGGUGGCAGUGCCUUACUGUUUUGUGUCUUCUGCCUCCUCUGAGGAAUCUGGCCCCGUAUCACAGUCCCAGAACCCCAAUUUUCUCCUCUUUUGUUGCAUGAAUUUUUCUUUGUGUAAUGUUUUUUGGUUUUUUUCCUAAUUAAAUGUUGGGAAACGGG
This is a messenger RNA of Jaculus jaculus (lesser Egyptian jerboa), 6786 nucleotides long. RefSeq names its product plexin A3 (gene Plxna3). Gene Ontology annotation, cellular component: semaphorin receptor complex. NCBI's taxonomy places the organism in Eukaryota, Metazoa, Chordata, Mammalia, Rodentia, Dipodidae. The transcript is spliced from 33 exons. The record is from RefSeq and is a predicted model, not a curated record. Bases 159 to 5852 code for a protein of 1897 amino acids. Gene Ontology annotation, molecular function: protein binding; semaphorin receptor activity. Gene Ontology annotation, biological process: semaphorin-plexin signaling pathway involved in axon guidance; regulation of cell migration; regulation of GTPase activity.